ACAGACACACACACACAGAGAGGCAUCAUGGCGGACGUGUUGGAUCUUCAUGAAGCGGGAGGCGAGGACUUUCCUAUGGAUGAGGAUGGUGAUGAGAGCAUCCACAAGCUGAAAGAGAAAGCAAAGAAGAGGAAAGGACGAGGCUUCGGAUCAGAGGAAGGAGCCAGGUCCAGAAUCAAGGAGGACUACGAUACUGUGGAACAGGAUGGUGAUGAGCCAGGACCUCAGAGAUCUGUGGAGGGCUGGAUCCUGUUUGUGACAGGCGUUCAUGAAGAAGCCACAGAGGAGGACAUCCAUGACAAGUUUUCAGAGUUUGGAGAAAUCAAGAACCUGCAUCUCAACCUUGAUCGUAGAACAGGCUACCUCAAGGGGUAUGCACUGGUGGAGUAUGAGACAUACAAAGAGGCCCAGGCAGCCAUGGAAGGGCUCAACGGUCAGGACAUGAUGGGCCAGCCUAUCAGUGUGGACUGGGGAUUUGUCAGAGGCCCCCCCAAGAACAAGAGGAGGACUGGUGGUCGGAGACGCAGCAGAAGUCCAGAUAGGAGGCGGCGUUAAAGUUUGGCAGUUUCCAUUGGCCAGAGGAGGUGUCAGUCACUUUGACAGGCAGUUUAUAAUCGUAUCUUCUCAUACAAAGAAUUUUUUUUUUUUUUUGUAUGUACAAUAUUUUUCAGUAGCAGUUGUAUGACAUUGACAUCUAGUUGUACAAUUUCAACAAUUGACACAAAGAAUGACAGAGUAAUAAGUUGGCUGAACAGCAGCAUUUGCAUUUUUUUCCUGUUUGUGUGUAAUUGUUUAACCUAGAUUUGAAAAACUCUCCCAAGAUUUGCUCCAACUCUGACAUUUUUUAAAGUAGGUUUAUCUGCAGACAGGCGUUAUGUAGUGGAGUGGGGGUGUGUGUGUGUAAUUAGACCUUUCUCACAUCUUUUACUAUCACCCUAACCACCUCACUCCUCAUGCUUUUAAACCUAACCAACAAAGUUAACGAGUACUAGCCAAUCAGAAGCAGAGUAGCAAAUCCAGACAUGACCAUCUUGUUUUUUUCUCUCUCUCUCUCAACACAACGGUGAAACUUAUGUUUAAACUCUCAGCACCAGCUUCUAGGUUUGUUUAUGGAUUUGAUUUUCCUCUCAAAAAAUGUUGUUUCAGUUUACUUUAGUUAUGUGUAUUUUAUUGUGCCUAACUGUUUUUGUUUUAUAACUUGGGGAAUAUUAAACUUUUUAAAAAGG
Messenger RNA from Scomber scombrus (Atlantic mackerel), 1226 nucleotides. RefSeq names its product RNA binding motif protein 8A (gene rbm8a). Gene Ontology annotation, cellular component: nucleus; cytoplasm; exon-exon junction complex. Gene Ontology annotation, biological process: RNA splicing. Lineage: Eukaryota; Metazoa; Chordata; Actinopteri; Scombriformes; Scombridae. The transcript is spliced from 6 exons. The coding region runs from base 28 to 555 and encodes 175 amino acids. The record is from RefSeq and is a predicted model, not a curated record. Gene Ontology annotation, molecular function: mRNA binding.